Molecule: messenger RNA, 1777 nt
Organism: Aegilops tauschii subsp. strangulata
Lineage: Eukaryota; Viridiplantae; Streptophyta; Magnoliopsida; Poales; Poaceae
Product: dihydrolipoyl dehydrogenase 1, mitochondrial
Biological process (GO): 2-oxoglutarate metabolic process; pyruvate metabolic process
Cellular component (GO): mitochondrion; oxoglutarate dehydrogenase complex
Molecular function (GO): flavin adenine dinucleotide binding; dihydrolipoyl dehydrogenase (NADH) activity
Source: RefSeq, a predicted model, not a curated record
AAUAACUUUUAUCGACCAGAUGCCAUAGGCGCUUCCCACCCUCUCCUGUCGAAGAAAGGAAACAGAGGAAGAUGGCGCUAGCUAUCCUGGCGAGGCGGAGGGCGGGGGAGGCGGUGGCGCGGCGGGCGCACGCCCCCGGGGCGGCGGCGCUGUCCGCGUGGAGGGCGUACGCGGCGGCGGCGGCGGCGGAGGAGAGCGACGUCGUGGUGGUCGGCGGCGGGCCGGGAGGGUACGUGGCGGCCAUCAAGGCGGCCCAGCUGGGGCUCAAGACCACCUGCAUCGAGAAGAGGGGCACCCUCGGCGGCACCUGCCUCAACGUCGGAUGCAUCCCCUCCAAGGCUCUGUUGCACUCUUCUCAUAUGUACCAUGAAGCAAAGACUUCUUUUGCACACCAUGGAGUGAAAAUCUCUAAUCUGGAAGUGGAUCUCCCAGCCAUGAUGGCGCAGAAAGACAAGGCCGUGGCCGGGUUAACAAAAGGAAUCGAAGGCCUCUUUAAGAAGAACAAAGUGACAUAUGUCAAAGGCUUUGGGAAACUUACUUCCCCUUCAGAAGUUUCGGUUGAUUUGGUCGAUGGUGGUAACACUGUUGUCAAAGGAAAAAACAUAAUCAUUGCCACUGGAUCUGAUGUAAAAUCACUUCCUGGGAUUACAAUUGACGAGAAGAAGAUUGUCUCAUCCACUGGCGCCCUGUGCUUGUCAGGUAUCCCAAAGAAAAUGGUUGUCAUUGGAGCUGGUUACAUUGGCCUGGAAAUGGGUUCAGUCUGGAACCGUCUUGGGACAGAGGUCACUGUUGUUGAAUUUGCUCCAGACAUAGUCCCAUCAAUGGAUGGUGAAAUCAGGAAGCAGUUCCAGCGCAUGUUGCAGAAGCAGAAAAUGAAGUUUAUGCUCAAAACAAAGGUGGUCGGAGUUGAUACCUCUGGAGACGGGGUGAAGCUAACACUUGAGCCUGCAGCUGGAGGUGAGCAGAGCAUCCUUGAAGCAGACAUCGUUCUCGUCUCUGCUGGAAGGACCCCAUAUACCGCCGGGCUCGGGCUGGAUGCCAUUGGGGUUGAGAUGGACAAGGCUGGCAGGAUCCUCGUCGAUAAGCGGUUCAUGACCAAUGUGAGUGGAGUGUAUGCGAUCGGCGAUGCCAUCCCUGGGCCCAUGCUUGCCCACAAAGCUGAGGAGGAUGGUGUGGCAUGUGUCGAGUUCCUUGCUGGCAAGGAAGGUCACGUUGACUAUGAUUUGGUGCCUGGUGUGGUCUACACACAUCCGGAGGUGGCAUCUGUCGGGAAGACGGAGGAGCAGGUGAAGGCCUCAGGAAUUGCCUACCGAGUCGGCAAAUUCCCGCUCAUGGCAAACAGCCGUGCGAAGGCUAUUGAUGAUGCCGAGGGGAUGGUUAAGGUCGUGGCUGACAAGGAAACUGACAAGAUUCUUGGUGUGCACAUAAUGGCGCAGAAUGCUGGAGAGAUCAUCCAUGAAGCUGUGCUUGCCCUGCAGUAUGGAGCAUCCAGCGAGGAUGUUGCCCGAAUAUGCCAUGCACAUCCCACUGUGAGUGAGGCCCUCAAGGAGGCUUGCUUGCAAACCCAUUCUAAGGCCAUCCACAUAUGAUUUCUCCUUUUUCUGUUAUCACUUGUCUCAGGAAGUUCCAAAAUUUUGUAAUAAUUUUGGAUGUAUGGGAACAAAAAGCAUACGAUUGUCAUUUCGCCCUGUCGGCAAUACUGUGAAUUAACAGUUGCCAGUGCCACGGGUUCAUUGUACAUGCCAUUGAAUUUAUGUUUCCUUCUUAGGCCCUACUA